AUGGUAUCUCGUGCUCGUGCAGUUUUCGGAUAUAAUUGUUCGGGACCUUCAGUACCUAUACGCGACUACAGUUAUCAUCCAGACUAUGAGACCAAUUCGUAUAGUGCUCUAGCUAUGGUCCAACUGGAAACUGACUUUAUAACUAUAGAUCUACAUCCGAUAUGUCCACCACCAACAUAUUUCAUCGAGCCUGAAUUCUUUGCGAUGACUAUAAUGAAUAAUUGCAAGAAACCUGUUGUUAAGUUAUAUGAAAUGGAUUUUGUGAAUCCUGAUGAAUGCAAAACAUAUUAUAGGAAGUCAGGUCUUGACAUCAGUAGUAUGUGGCCCACACACACAACGUGCGCUAGAGCCGUCAGCGGCGGGGAGUGUGUGUGGAGGAGUGGGGCUGUGCUGGCACUGCGACAGGGGGGACGCUGGAGACUGGUAGGCUCUUCAAUUGUUCAGGUCGGUUUCGGGGUUUACGGUCCUGGGUGUGGAGCUCCUGCGCGCUUCCUAGACUACAGCAUCUUCCAGCGGUGGGUGCGCCACACUGUAGCGAACAUCGGCAGACCUGCCAUCUCCAGACUAUCACCGAAUGCGAUGGUGCUUAGACGAUCCUUGUCGAAUCUCCAGAGGUACGGUCCGUGCGACCUCGACGAAAUGAAGUAUGUGAUCUAUGCAGACCACACAGACAUCCAGUUUAGAGGGCUGAAUAUGAGAACUGUGAGAUAUAACGCAGAUAACGCCAAAAAAUAUGUAAAACCCAGAUUGUACUUGCGUCGGUGGUGCGCCGGCGCAGCUGCUAUGUGUCAAGAUUUCCAAAACAUAGAGAUUGAGUUUUACGUGGAGAUUCAUUACAAAGAUAGUGUCACCUAUGAUGUGAAGGCAUAUGGCCACGAAGCGAAGGCCAUAGAUGUUCGAAGAGCCAUGAAGUAUAUCAACGAGAACAAGAAAAGACCAUAA
Molecule: messenger RNA, 942 nt
Organism: Diatraea saccharalis (sugarcane borer)
Lineage: Eukaryota; Metazoa; Arthropoda; Insecta; Lepidoptera; Crambidae
Source: the annotation of a GenBank genome assembly